Messenger RNA from Volvox carteri f. nagariensis, 2055 nucleotides. RefSeq lists its product as uncharacterized. Lineage: Eukaryota; Viridiplantae; Chlorophyta; Chlorophyceae; Chlamydomonadales; Volvocaceae. Gene Ontology annotation, cellular component: nucleolus. Gene Ontology annotation, molecular function: GTPase activity; RNA binding; GTP binding. Gene Ontology annotation, biological process: ribosomal large subunit biogenesis. The record is from RefSeq and is a predicted model, not a curated record. Bases 1 to 2055 code for a protein of 684 amino acids. The transcript is spliced from 12 exons.
AUGGGAGGCAUGGUACCGUUCGCCGCUGGCUGUGCCCCCUUCCUGCUGUCAACUCCACUGGCACUGUCGCCAUACGCGGCGCUUAUGCCUGCCGGAGCCAGGGCAUCGGUCGCGCGGUUCGCCACCGAUCCGCCAGGAGUGCCCGGCGAUGCCCCGCCCUUAGAGUCUAAGGACGCACCGUCAGCAGUCACCGCCGCUGACCCCGUUGCAGCAGCGGUUGGCAUGGUCGCCCAUUGCAAUGGACCAGCUGUGGUUGGUGCCGAGGCUGUGCGCGCAGAGGGAGCGUCGAAUUGGGGUUCUGUGGCGGUGGUACUGCCCAGAGCCGGUGCUGGUGGUGGUGCGGUUGCUGGUGUCGAUGUGCCUGCUGCAAUCCGGUCUCUGCCGCUGGUCGUAGCUGCCACUUCCACUUCCGCAUUGAAUUGCUACACCGCAAAGGCGUCACCCUCGCCACCAACGACUACUGCAGCCUGCACGACAGCGAACACGACAGCCGCGUCCUCGCCAUCUCCCGCUGCCGCUGCUGCCGCUAGCACCUCGGCCUUGGCCUUCCGCUUCCGCACGGGGCGCCGCAAAAUGACAGCAAUAGAGCGCGCCGCUGCCACCGCACAUGACGCCUUGUCUGCCGCCACUGCCGCCGCCGUUGUACGGCAGCCUAGAUCCGCCGUCAUCGCCGCCAGCGCUCCCCCUGGGCCCCUUGGCGCGUAUCUGGGACAGCGGGUUCAGUCUCCGUCAGACAAUGUCGCCGUCAACAGAGACAUGGCCGCGGAUUUGGACUUGGGUUUGGGGGAGAUGGAGGCGGAUGCGGAUGCGGACGCGCAACGUGAAGCAGUGGAACAGCGGCGUCGGUUUGUGGGUCUGAAGAACGAGACGGAGAAGGCCCGCAGUCGGGCUGCCCGGCGACUGGACUGCUUCAUGAAGGAGCUGUCCGUUCCGCUGAGCCGCUACCUGGCGGGGUUCCCCCCUCCGGGGCGACUUCACCCCUUCGAGGGGGCGCUGCUGGCGCUGACGGUGGGGGAGGGCAACUACAAGGCGGCGCUGCAGCGAGUGGAUCGGCUGAGGCGGGCGGUGCAGGUGGGCAAGGGAGCUGCUAGCCGGGCGGGGAGCGCCCCCAACCGGGCCGCAGCUACCGCCCUGUCCGAGGAGGGGGUGCAGGCCUUAGAGACGGUGUUCACAGCUGGGGCGCGCCACGUAGAUGACUUGAAGGAAAUCGCCAAGAAGCUCCGCUCCCUGCCCUCCCUGGACACCUCCCUGCCCACCCUCGCCCUGGUGGGCGCCCCCAACGUGGGCAAGAGCAGUCUGGUCAACAUCUUGUCCAGUGGUACGCCCGAGGUGUGCAACUACCCCUUCACCACCCGCUCCAUAAAGAUGGGGCACUUCUAUUUGGACGCGCAGAAGCAUCAGGUAACCGACACCCCCGGUCUUCUGCGCCGUCCCGAUUCGCUCCGAAACCGCAUGGAGCUGCUCACCCUCGCCGCCCUGGGCUGUCUGGACGCUGUGGUGGUGUACGUGGUGGACCUCACUGAGGAGUGCGGGACCAGCUUGUCGGAUCAGUGGGCGAUACGGAAGUGCGUGCCUGAGCACGCGAAGACCGGCACGCGGCCACCUGCCUUUGCUCACCACCGGGGGCUCGUGUGUGUAUAUGCGUGCAGAGAAGUACGACAACGCUUUCCCGACAGACCUUGGAUUGACGUACUGUCCAAGGCUGACAUGCUUCAGGGCACGUUUGCUGUGGCGGACGAGAGGAUACGGCAACAGCGACGGGACGCCUCCGACACCGCGGCUGCAGCGUCGACGGCUGUGGAUGAUGCCGAUGGCAUGUACGGCAGUGUUAACGGCGACGGCGCGCCAGGUACCAAGGCACCGGCGUUAGUGACGGCGACGACGGAAACCGAGAUGGACGGGCCUGAAGACCUAUCCGCCGUAGAAUUCACUGUACGGCUGCCGUACGCCUCUCAGCAUCCACAGGUUGCGGAGGCUGUGGAGGGGAGUCCGGAGAUGCAGCAGGGAGGGCAGGGCCAAGGAACGACGCGCCUGGUAACCUUCUUUACGUCUUAG